This is a messenger RNA of Vitrella brassicaformis, 1530 nucleotides long. The record is from the annotation of a GenBank genome assembly. Lineage: Eukaryota; Vitrellaceae.
AAUGAGUUAUCUCCGAUGUUCACACGCAUUCACGUGAGUGGAAGCAUUGAUGUAUGUAUGUCUUCAUGGCCUAAAAACACCGAUUGGGUGCAUAGCUAGCUAGCUGGGUGGAUAUGUGGAAAAAACUGAGUAAGUCAAAGCCGGCCCUCGAGCAGAUUGCCCGACGAGCCAAACAACAUGCACAUUCAUGCAGUCAGGCAGUCAGGCAGCUAGUGGUCUCUUCUUGCCUAACCUCCUCCGCUGAGUGCAUUCGCAGCUAGAGGGAGGGAGGGAGGCACAUCGAGGGGCAGAGGUGUGGUCUGUCUAUGGGUAUCCGAACAGCAGUGCCCCAUCGACCGGUAUGACGUGCCCGUUGAUGUAUCCUGCAUUCUCAGAACUCAGAAAGGCCACCAAAUCAGCCACCUGACAAAGAAACAAAUAUUCACCACAGGUGAACCGAAUCCCCCAGCACACAAGCAUCCCUCCCUCUGCUGCCGACUGACUGACUGACCUCUGUAGGUGUGCCCAUGCGGCCAGCAGGCACCUGCGCCGUCACCUUCUCCUAAUGCAUUCAUCAACGACACACAUCCAGGAUAAACGAAGACCAUGGAUACGAUACUUGAUGCGUCCCUCAUUGAUGAGUGGCUCACUCACCUUGACAUCAUCACUGAGGGCAUCGGUCAUGUCAGUUGCGAUGUAUCCGGGCGCCACGGCAUUGACAGUCACCCCCCUGCCAGCCAUCUCCUUUGCCAGCGCCUUGGAGAAGCCGAUAACCCCCGCCUUGGCGGCGGCGUAGUUGGCCUGCCCGGGGUUGCCGCCCACACCCACCACAGACGACAUGUUGAUGAUCCUGCCGAACCGCUGCUUGGCCAUCGCGCGGAUGACGGGCUUGGUGAAGUAAAACACGGAAUUGAGGUUCGUAUUGAUGACGUCCAGCCAGUCGUCUGCACGCACACACGUCGAGUCGACAACAAAGAGAGAGAUUGACAGCAUCUCCUUUCGCCGUCCUAUGCACUGACUGACCAUCAGACAUGCGCAUGAAGAGGCCGUCCUUGGUGAUGCCGGCGUUGUUGACGAGUAUGUCGACUCGGCCCUGCUCCUUCAGCACCUUCUCACACAGAUCCUUGACAGCAGCGACGUCCGCCACAUCGCAUCCCUCGGCCGACGCGCUGCCGCCCUUGGCAGUGAUCGCGUCCACCACGUCCUUGCAGCCCUCAGCCGUCCUCGCCACACACACCACGUGUGCCACACCAGUCCCCCCAAGACGCUCGGCAACGGCACGGCCCAGCCCUCGUGAUGCGCCCGUCACGAUGGCCACGCGGCCCUCCCCAUACUCGAGGAAAUUCAUGCUGGCGGUCGCUCUGACGCGGUGGACCUGCACAACACACACUCGCAGCAAUGAACAGAUGCAAGGCUCCAAUCUGUGCAGAUCUUGCAUAUCUCCUUUCGCUCACAUCUGACGCUGCUCGUGCCCUCAGGCUCCGCAGUGGCAUCGGUGCUGCAGUAAAGGCGUUGACCGCAGGGGCUGCUGCCAUGAGAAACACCAGCAAG